Messenger RNA from Puntigrus tetrazona (Sumatra barb), 546 nucleotides. RefSeq lists its product as uncharacterized. The transcript is spliced from 4 exons. The record is from RefSeq and is a predicted model, not a curated record. Bases 120 to 434 code for a protein of 104 amino acids. Lineage: Eukaryota; Metazoa; Chordata; Actinopteri; Cypriniformes; Cyprinidae.
UGUGUGGUGUGAUCUGAUUGGAUAGCUUGUGGACGUGCUGCUCGUGAGGCGUUUAAAUGUACCAAGUGCAACACUAAAACAGAGCUGGAUGGUUCUCACUUGAUGGGUAAAACCUGAAGAUGAAGCCAGUCAUUGUAGUGUUUUCGAUCCUUGGUCUUUGUCUCAGUGCUCCAGUGGAGCAAGACACAGGCAGUGAUAAUGAGCCAGUGAUAAAUGAGGAACAGCGGCUUGUUGGUUUUCCACUGGCUCAGACAGACUCCAUCACCAGGAAUAUCUUCAUCCCUGUUCCCAAACCUGAAAACUUCCUCCCAAACCCUUACUUUAACUACCAAUACCCAUACUACUCAUCCUACCCGUACUACCCCCAGUACCCAUACUACCCUGUCUACUCGCUGCCCCCCGUUAUUAUCAGCCUGCCUCAGAGAAAUCCCUGAUUCAUCAUAACUUCAACAGCCUGAAAGUUUUACAUUAUGCAUAUCUCAGACUGACUCUCGACAAUUAGUGUCCCGCUUUCCAUUAAGAAAUAAAAAAACACUUUGGUGUCUA